AUGGGCAGCAAGGAAACUGCAGUAAGUGAUCUGACUACUGUCAUGGAAUAUAUCGGGAAUAGUCUGUCAACAGGAGAUGCAACAUUUACUGCUGCUGUGUCACAGAUUUUGCCGACAAUACAAGAAAAUGACAGAAAUUCACAUGCAGAGAAUCCAGACAUGCAAGUUACAGCAAGCCACAACCAUUACAGUCAGUUAACAAAUAAUGAGUUGUUUUCGGAAACUGUCUUUGGUGUAUUGAGUAAUACAAUAGGUCUGGAAUUGGGAUCAGACUUUAAGAUUAAACUUCAGAGAUCGUUAGAAGCCACGCAGUCUUGCAAACAUUGCAGGAUACAUGUAGACUGGCGAUUACGAUGUAUUUUCAGAGGAUGUGAAACUGUCUUGUGCCAGGCAUUAGAGCAGUGCUCAAGUUUGUCUUCUUUCUUGCUUGAAUUCAAGUCUUUGACUGAAAAACUAGUGAUGUCAUGCAAGUCUCUUGAAAAUCCAAUGGACAUUGCUGCUCAUGAAGAAAUUGCAGCUACCAUGAGUAAUUUAGGAUGGGACAAGGUACACUAUAUCAGCAACAAUUUUGAUCUUGUCCAGUUGAUAUCAAGUGACCUAAGAGGAAGACAGCAUGUUCUUACAAUAAAUAUACCGAGUCAGUAUCCAUGUUCACCACUUACGUAUACUGCUGACCUUCCUAUUCCAUUGAGACCGAAUGGCUCAUCAAGCAAGAUCAGUGCAUUGCCUUUAGUGUAUGAUCAGUUUCAGGAGAAAGUUUCUCAUUAUCAAGACUUGUGGGACAUGUUGGAUGAGAUAGAUGAGAAGACUUGGGUACUAGAGCCUGAGUGGCCAACACGAUCAUCAGUCAUGCGUCGUAUUGCAUUUGGCAAGAGUGCAUCUGUACAAAUUGAUUUGGAUCCCCUUCAUCCCAGGGCAAUUCCAGAGUACCGGCUACUGGGGCCUGAUCAUGUAAUAAACCCAAUUAAGGAAAGCAUCAGUUGCAACUUUGUUCUUUGGAAUUUAGAAAGAUCGGUGCUGCGCAACUUGCAAGAUUUGUUUGGAACAGAGUUUGUAAAACCACCCAGCAAAGAUGGCAAGGAUAUUGAAGGGUUUGGUUCAGAAUGUGGAGUUUGCUAUUCUUAUCGACUUGAUGGCAAAAUUCCAGACAAAGCUUGUGACAAUCCCCAGUGUUUACACCUUUAUCAUUCAACUUGUUUAUAUGAGUGGUUUCGUACACUUCGCUCUUGCCAUCAGAGCUUUAGCACUUUGUUUGGAGAAUGUUUAUAUUGCAGUCAGCAAAUAACAAUUCAGAUGCCAAGCUGAAGACUAAACACUGAGAGCAGCUGUUGUGAUCUUCAUGAGAUUUGGGGAAAUGGUGACAAGAUGCUGUGUUGUUGGAUGUUAUGAGCAAGACUGCUAACAUUAUCACAGUUGCCUCGUGCUGAAGUAUUGACUUUUCAGUGAACAGGAUAAAUGAUGACUUCUAGUAGGCAUUAAUUUGUGAUGCAAGGAGUGUGAUUUACCUAUAAUUAUACUACCAUUAUUAGACAACUAGUAAAUGAAAUUGUGUCUUUACUCUUGCUGUUACAACAGUGAGCUCUCUGAAGAA
Corticium candelabrum is the source of this 1591-nucleotide messenger RNA. Its product is annotated as E3 ubiquitin-protein ligase FANCL-like. NCBI's taxonomy places the organism in Eukaryota, Metazoa, Porifera, Homoscleromorpha, Homosclerophorida, Plakinidae. Gene Ontology annotation, cellular component: Fanconi anaemia nuclear complex; nucleus. The transcript is spliced from 18 exons. The record is from RefSeq and is a predicted model, not a curated record. Gene Ontology annotation, molecular function: ubiquitin protein ligase activity. Bases 1 to 1305 code for a protein of 434 amino acids. Gene Ontology annotation, biological process: interstrand cross-link repair; protein monoubiquitination.